Molecule: messenger RNA, 1471 nt
Organism: Myotis lucifugus (little brown bat)
Lineage: Eukaryota; Metazoa; Chordata; Mammalia; Chiroptera; Vespertilionidae
Gene: CRYM
Product: crystallin mu
Exons: 7
Coding region: 580-1197 (205 amino acids)
Biological process (GO): thyroid hormone metabolic process
Cellular component (GO): cytoplasm
Molecular function (GO): thyroid hormone binding
Source: RefSeq, a predicted model, not a curated record
CAAUAAAGGGGGAAAAAACAGGCCCCGCUUACCCAGGCUGAGGUGGUAGUAAGGGACUUCAGACGCACUCAGUGCAAGUCCAGGGCCUGUGCCCUCCAUCACCUUUCUAACUGCCACCUACUGAGCACUGAGCACGUGCGGGGCAGGAGAAAUUUCCCUCAUUCAAUUCUGCCACCAUUCCUCCCUGGGAGUUUCUUGUUACCCCCGCCCCCCACCCCCCAAGUUCCCACUGAGGUCCUGAGCCACUGUGUCUGAGGCCACACGGCUGGUUAGUGAGAGACCCAGCAAUGCCCGUGCCCCGUGCCACAUGCAGGCCCAUGCUCUGUGCCCCCCAGGCCCGUGCCCUGCCCGCAGGCGCCUGUGAUGCCAGGCAGCUGAGGCCCCAUCAGACACUCUCCACAGUCCACCCAAACCUACCCUGGGUCCUUAGCUUCUCUCUGAAUCUCCUACUUCCCAGGAAACCUAACUGUUCAUUCCUGAGAAGAGAAUCUAGCUCAUCCCGUGGCGUUGACACCCAUCUGCCUGCCAACAGUGGCUCUCAGGGAAGCGGGCCCAACCCAGGCUUUCCAGCUACAGGUCAUGGAUGGAAAUGUCAUAACUGCGAAGAGAACAGCAGCCGUGUCUGCCAUCGCCACCAAGUUUUUGAAGCCACCCAGCAGUGAAGUGCUGUGCAUCCUGGGGGCUGGGGUCCAGGCCUACAGCCACUAUGAGGUCUUCACUGAGCAGUUCUCCUUCAAGGAGGUGAGGAUAUGGAACCGCACUAAAGAAAAUGCCGAGAAGUUUGCAGACACAGUGGAGGGAGAGGUGCAGGUCUGUUCAUCCGUCCAGGAGGCUGUGACAGGUGCCGAUGUGAUCAUCACAGUCACCAUGGCAACAGAGCCCAUUUUGUUUGGCGAAUGGGUGAAGCCGGGGGCUCACAUCAAUGCCGUGGGAGCCAGCAGACCGGACUGGAGAGAGCUGGACGACCAGCUCCUGGCGGGCGCCGUGCUGUAUGUGGACUCCCGGGAGGCAGCCCUCAAGGAGUCUGGAGACGUGCUGCUGUCGGGGGCAGAGAUCUUCGCUGAGCUGGGAGAGGUGGUGGCGGGAGUGAAGCCAGCCCUCUGUGAGAAGACCACGGUGUUCAAGUCUCUGGGAAUGGCGGUGGAGGACGCGGUUGCGGCCAAAUUAGUGUAUGACUCCUGGUCGUCUGGUAAAUAGCGCGAAGCGUGGCCGCCGAGGCGGUGCUGCGACUCCAGGGGCCUUGCCUCCACUUGUCCUGUAAUUUCUAGAUCAAAUGAGGGAAGGAACCCCGUGCCCCGCGGGCUGUAGUGUUGUGCUCAUCCUGUCUUACCUUAAUUGGCGAGAUCCUCCUUGCGUUGUAGCUGAGGGGAGCUGGGUGGCGGGCCCGCGGUGCGGCUGCAGCAGCACCCCUUCCCCAGGCAUCCCACCGGCUCUUGUAUCUCCCGGAAAUAAAGCGAUUUCCUUUUCUGCA